Molecule: messenger RNA, 2439 nt
Organism: Didymodactylos carnosus
Lineage: Eukaryota; Metazoa; Rotifera; Eurotatoria; Philodinida; Philodinidae
Source: the annotation of a GenBank genome assembly
AUGUCUCCAAAAAAGAAAUAUCCGUAUCGACGUUUUAAUUAUAAAAAGAAAAAGAAUACAGAUAAUAACAAUAACAGCAGUAACAACAAUAAUAAUUCAAAAAAUGAUAAACGAGCAUCAUCAUCAUCAGUACAAACACAUAAUGUCAGUUCAAUAGGCAAAGCAACGUCGAUGACCGUUCAAUUGCCAAUAAAUAAAGAUGAUGAUCCAACGUAUCUGAGUGCUUGUAAACGUUUUGAAAAUUAUUUUAAACGAUUACGUCAAUUAUUCAAUUUUAGAGAAAUUGAACAACAACAAUUUUUUACAGUCGAUUAUAAACAACUAUUAUUAGAUCAAGAAUUUUUACCAAAUGAAUCGAUGUGGGCCGAUUUGUUUGUUGAUGAAAAUGAAACACUAAUGCGUGUCAUGGGUUUAGCAAUGCAUCAGUGUGUUACUGAUGAACGAGACGAAAGAGAUCGACAAGGAGCUCUUGAAGCCAAAUAUCAAGCAAUCCCACUAAUCACAAUACCGAUUAUUUAUGCUCGUUUGAUUAAUUAUACACCUAUUGUACAUUUAAAAGAUGUCAAAGCAAAAUUUCAUCAAAAAUUUGUUUCCAUCCAAGGAGUAGUUGUUCGUGUUGGUAAUUGUCGACAUUUAUGUACUCGUAUGGCAUUUGAAUGUGGCAAAUGCCGACAUGUAUUUGGUGUCACAUGUCCAGAUGGAAAGUAUACAGUUCCCGAGCGAUGUCUAACUGUUGGUUGUACUAGUCAAGUAUUUGAACCACAACGUUCCAGUCAUUUAACAACAAUUAUUGAUUGGCAAAUAAUAAGAAUUCAAGAAGUGGCAUCUGAAGCAACACGAGAACCUGGCCGUAUUCCUCGUACAAUUGAUUGUGAAUUAACAAAUGAUCUUGUUCAUAGCGCUAUUCCCGGUGAUAUUAUUCAAGUACAAGGUGUCGUUAAAUUAGCGGAUGAUGAUUCAGCACGUAAAAAUACCGAUCAAUGUUUAUUAACAGCUUACAUUGAUGUUAAUUCUGUUGUUAAUCAGCGGGCUGUUCAGAAUAUAAAUGGAUUUGAUUCAAACUUGACACUCAAUUUUACACUUAUUGAUUUGUAUGCUGUCGAACAAAUACGUUGUCAACUAAAUUUAUAUAAAUUGCUCGUUCAAUCAUUAUGUCCUGGUAUUUAUGGUCAUGAAAUAGUCAAAGCUGGAUUAUUAUUAGGAUUAUUUGGUGGAAGAACAAAAUCAGAUGACAGUUCGGGUAAAAUACCAAUACGUGGUGAUCCACAUAUACUGAUUGUAGGUGAUCCUGGACUUGGUAAAUCUCAAUUGUUACAUUCUUGUGUCAAUGUUGCACCAAGAGGUAUUUAUGUUUGUGGCACUAGCACAACAACAGCUGGUUUAACAAUAACGUUACAUAAAGACACUGGUGGUGAUAUGGUACUUGAUGCUGGUGCAUUAGUGUUAAGUCAUCAAGGUUGUUGUUGUAUCGAUGAAUUUGAUAAAAUGUCUACACAACAACAAGUUCUAUUAGAAGUUAUGGAACAACAGUGUGUUUCGAUAGCUAAAGCUGGUAUCAUAGCUAGUGUACCAGCACGAACAUGUGUUCUGGCUUGUGCGAAUCCAGUAGGAGGACAUUAUGAUAAAUCUAAAACUGUUGCUGAAAAUCUGAAAAUGAAAGGACCUAUAUUGAGUCGUUUUGAUUUAGUAUUUAUACUAAUUGAUCGUCCAAAUGAUGAAUUGGAUUUUCGUUUAUCUGAACAUGUUCUUGCAAUGCAUAAUCGUUCAACAUCUAAUGUUUCAAGAACAUCAUCACAAAUCUCGUGUCAAAAACAAUCGAAAGAUUCAGGGACGCAACAAGAUGCACCAUUGAUUGAACGAUUACGAUUGAAACAGGGCGAAACACUUGAUUUUGUACCGCAUAUUUUACUACAAAAAUACAUUGCUUACGCAAGACGUUAUGUUCAUCCGAAACUUUUACCAGAAGCAAUAGCAGUAUUAAAAACGUUCUAUUUGGAGUUACGAAGUGCACAUCAACAUGAGGGCACAACACCGAUUACACUUCGACAAUUAGAAUCAUUAAUUCGAUUAACCGAAGCCCGUGCAAAACUUGAAUUACGAGAUAAAUGUACAGAAUUAGAUGCAAAAGAAGUUGUUCAGAUAAUGAAAGCUAGUAUGUUCGAUACAUAUUCAGAUGAAAAUGGCUGUUUAGAUUUUUCUCGCUUACAACACGGUAGUGGGAUGAGUAAAGCAUCUCAAGUAAAAAAGUUUGCUUAUGCUGUUCAACGUGUAGCAGAAAUGAGAAAAGAUCCCAUGUUCACUGUUGCUCAACUGAAACAAAUUGCUUCGGAUGCCAAAAUCAAUAUCGAAAAAUUUGAUGAUAUAAUUACAAAAUUGAAUGAUAAUGGAUAUUUAUUGAAAAAAGGCUUAGGGACUUACAAGUUUCAAAUUAUUGACUAA